Chenopodium quinoa (quinoa) is the source of this 778-nucleotide messenger RNA. Its product is annotated as MLP-like protein 28. The record is from RefSeq and is a predicted model, not a curated record. The coding region runs from base 73 to 540 and encodes 155 amino acids. The transcript is spliced from 2 exons. NCBI's taxonomy places the organism in Eukaryota, Viridiplantae, Streptophyta, Magnoliopsida, Caryophyllales, Amaranthaceae. Gene Ontology annotation, biological process: defense response.
UCAUAUACACAUUUGAGUUGUGUAUGUGGGAUUUACGUUGAAGUUAUACUUGUAUAUAGUACGUGAGAAAGCAUGAGUAAUCUAAAGCGUAAACUUGAGGGUGAAGUUGAGAUUCGAGAAACUGGUGCAGAUGCCCAGCAUGACAUAUUCAAGAAUAAAAUUCAUCAUGUUUCCAAUGUUGCCCCUCAUUUUGUGCACGGCGUUGACUUGCACGAGGGUGACCAUGGUAAUAUUGGCUCUAUACAUGCCUGGAACUAUACUUUAGGUGGGAAGCCUAUGGUAGCAAAGAGUGUACUCGAAGAGAUUGACGAGGAGAAGAAGCUGAUCCGAUACCGAGCUAUUGAAGGUGAUGUAUUGAAUGAGUACAAGACCAUGGUUGCAACAUGCCAGGUGAAACCUAAGGAUAAGGAAAGGUGCAUAGUGAGGUGGAGUUUAGAGUAUGAGAAGAAGCAUCCUGGUGUCCCUGAACCAACCGAUUUGCUCGAUGCCUGGCUUGCUGCUUCUAAGGAUAUCGAUGAUCAUCACCAUGGAAAAAACUGAACAAUAGGCUCUCAAGUUAAAGCCAAUAACUUCGAACUACAUGUAACAAUGGUAAUGAAUUUGUGUGUGAAGUACGAAAAAUAUAAUGUAAUAAGAUGCCCACGUUUACGUUUACGUUUACGUGAACCACUUCUAGCAUGUGUUAUUUAUUAAUGAAAAUGUUAUGUACGGGUCUCUUAAAGGUAAUUGAUGAUAAUUAAUGAAAAAUGGUAAGCAAUUUUUUUUUGGGUGUUUUAAA